Messenger RNA from Penicillium digitatum Pd1, 1128 nucleotides. RefSeq names its product ubiquitin-protein ligase peroxin 10 (gene pex10). Gene Ontology annotation, cellular component: peroxisomal membrane. Gene Ontology annotation, molecular function: zinc ion binding. The record is from RefSeq and is a predicted model, not a curated record. Gene Ontology annotation, biological process: protein import into peroxisome matrix. Lineage: Eukaryota; Fungi; Ascomycota; Eurotiomycetes; Eurotiales; Aspergillaceae.
AUGGCGGACGACUCCCAUAUCGCUCUACCAACCUCAAACUCACCCCCCAGCUCAUUCAUCUCACACUUCUACCCCUUCGCAACCUCACCAGACAUCAUUCGCUCACAUGAGAAGGAUGCAUACCUCACAGGCAGCUUGAUUCAACAAUCACAAGGGAUCGUCCGAGCUCUUCGGGGCGCCCGAUACGCCCACACCCACUCCGACGCCAUCAAGCACCUCACCGAACUCCUCUACUUCACCCUAACAACCGCCAUCGGCAACCGCACCCUAGGUGAAGAAUACUGCGACCUUAUUCAACUAGAAGAUGACACACUUCAAUUGCCGUCAAUCGGCCGUCGCGUGGGGUACAUCCUAAGUAGCAUCCUGGUACCGUGGACACUGCAGCGACUACUGCCCACGCUGCGACAAAAGUUCCGCAACAAGCUCGAGCGCAACAUUGCCCGCAUACAGUUACGAGCGGCGAAGCAAGCUGGCCUGCUCCACAAGCCCCAAUUCUCAACUACCCCGACUAAACGGCCGUUGUUUACGAAACUGCGCAUCCAGCAGUAUCUCCUUGAACACUUGGAUUCCAUCACAUCCCUGUCGCCAAUUUAUGCGCUGAGCAUUGCGACCUUCUAUUUCACAGGCUCUUAUUACCAUCUCUCCAAGCGGCUUUGGCGUCUGCGUUACGUUUUCACUAAGAAGAUCGAUGACAAUGAGCAACGCAUUGGAUAUGAGGUCCUGGGUGUGUUGCUUGUUCUCCAAAUUGCCGUGCAGGGGUUCCUGCAUGCUCGCAAACUCGGCGCGAGCUUGAAUGAAGAUGAGAGUCACUCUGCGGACGCUGGCCAGUCUCCAGGGCAGGAUGGGGCUGUUCUCGCUUCGAUUCAAACCCCGUCUACUAUUCCUCUUCUUCCUGCGUCUGUACCACUUUAUGAUCUCGAGGAUGAUCCUGGCGCUGUCUCAUGGAUGCCCGAAGGGCAGCAGCGGAAAUGUACCCUUUGUCUGGAAAUGUUCAAGGAUCCUAGUGUUACGACUUGUGGACAUGUGUUCUGCUGGAUUUGUGUUCGGGACUGGGUUCGUGAAAAGCCCGAGUGCCCGCUCUGCCGACAGGAGGUCUUACUGUCUAAGGUGCUACCUCUAAGAGGGUAG